Gamsiella multidivaricata is the source of this 1184-nucleotide messenger RNA. RefSeq lists its product as uncharacterized. The transcript has a single exon. Bases 207 to 1100 code for a protein of 297 amino acids. NCBI's taxonomy places the organism in Eukaryota, Fungi, Mortierellomycota, Mortierellomycetes, Mortierellales, Mortierellaceae. The record is from RefSeq and is a predicted model, not a curated record.
UCCAUUCCCCCACCAACAACUACCAGAAGAGUUACCAGAAGAGCUACCAAAAAAGCUACCAGAAACGUUUGGAAAAGUGUUUGAGUUCCUUGAACUAUUUUCCUGACUUGCGUGUCUUCCUAUUCUCUCUCCUUUGAUCUACUCACAUUCCUUCUUCCGGCUCCCUUUCAGCUUAGUCCUUUCUUUACCAUCGUUGCUUUAACACCAUGGCCUCUAUUAGCAUGGGAUCAGCCGACCCCGGAAGUAAGGACCAGACUUUUCGUCCCACUGACUCCCCAACUUUGCUUUCAUCCCAUUUCAUGGAUGAUGACCUUAACUUUACUCCGUUUGACGUCUUCACUGACGAUCCGUACACUACCUUGUUCUGCACCGGAGAGACCGAUGUUGAGCCAAGGUACGCCUUUGAUGUGGAGGAAGAGAGCACCGAUGUCGAGAGCUCAUGCUUUGACUUUGACGAUGUGAAUUCUCUCGCGCACUACGCGAACUAUUUACGUAUCAAGUCAACUCCUUAUGUUGCCUGUGGGCAACAGGUCGAUCGUAUAGACAACGAGGAGAUGUUCAGCAGCUAUACUCAUGUGUACUCACGCUGUGCGAGUCCCACCCCAGCGAGCCUUGUACACAGUCCACAUCCGCCGCCUCUGCCUUUCGUCACCGACCUGGACUUGGACAGUCCCAUCGAGAUCCAUGGCCGCGUGUUUUCCAGCCUCCGUGAGCAUAUCUUCGACAUCGAUCACGGAUCUCUGAUGUUCCUCGGUCUUGACUCUGAGUUCGAUGCCCCCUAUGUGCCCCAUGACUUCGAGCAGUUUGACGGCGACAUAGAAGACUUUGAAGUGGACGGUGACGGUGAAGACGAGUUAGCUCUGAGUGAGGACGGCAGCCAGGAGGAGGAGGAGGAGAAGGAGGACGAGGUGGGUGAGGAGGAUGAGGAGACCACCAUGGAUAUGGAGGAGGAUGAGGAGGACGAGGAUGAUGACGAUGACGACGACGACACGGUGGUCGCAGACGAUGAAGAUUUCUUCAUCGUGCCACCGCCCUCUAUCCUGUUCUCGGUACAGGAUAUCCCCUCCCCAGCGACUACCAUCGAUGAGGAUGAGUUCUAGGGUAUGUUGCCAUCCCUCCCGCUCUUCUGUACUUUAUAUUAUAUUUAACCCACUCGAAUAAAGAGCGAUGAAUCAAGCAACAGA